Messenger RNA from Procambarus clarkii (red swamp crayfish), 398 nucleotides. NCBI's taxonomy places the organism in Eukaryota, Metazoa, Arthropoda, Malacostraca, Decapoda, Cambaridae. The record is from RefSeq and is a predicted model, not a curated record.
UUAAGUGACCUUUUACAUGCUGCCUUUUCGGGUGACAAUGAACUGGUGAAGUCGCUCAUCCAUUCUGGAAUGGACAUCAACGCCAAUGACAGCCUAGGAGAGACACCUUUGCACUUUGCUGUCGCUGGAGGACAGAGAAAGGUGGUGGAGACUCUACUGAUGCUGAACGUCGACGUUAAUAUUGCUGAUGCCAGAGGUGUGACCCCUCUUCAUCUGGCAGCUUCCAUAGGUCAGAGUGACCUUGUAGAAGUCCUAAUCCGCGCCAAAGCAGACAUCAACGCCACGAACAUCAUGGGUUACACACCUUUACAUUAUGCUGCCCUUGAAGGGAUGGCCGAAGUGGCGGACUUGCUGCUGAAGCAUGGCGUCGGCGUCAAUAUUUCAAAACUUGACGGUAA